GAAUGGCAAGAUUGCAAUCCAUCUUCCUUGUACAAUACGAGGAGAUGAGAUGAGAAUAACGGCCUCCAUCCAACACAAACAUUAAAUUAUAUUCCUCAAUCAAAACAAAUUUAACACCGAUUCCGUUGAAUAUUCUGGGCACCAAAUUAACCUCCGAUCCAUUCAUCUUCUAUCUAUCUUUUUCUUUCUUUCUCGUAUGGCACCCUCCCAUUGCUGGCGGUGAUUGAUAAAAAGCUAUAAUGGAGGGAGCAGCAACGACGGGGGAGCCAAGCAGGCUGAGCACCGAGAGCGUAUCGUCGCGUCCGCCGUCUCCACCGCCGUUAUCCCUCGUGGAGCCCUCCGUCAACAAGAAGAAAGGGAACAAGCCGGAGAAGGUGUUCCGCGUCGUGAGAUCCGUUUUCCGGUCGUUUCCGAUCAUUACCCAUCCCGUUUGCAAGUUCCCGGCGCUGCCUAACGGCAGCCGGUUCCAGGAGUCGGGCGCGCGCGUGACGGGGACGCUGUUCGGGUACCGGAAGGGGCGCGUGAGCCUGUCGGUGCAGGAGAAUCCGGGCACGCUGCCGACGCUGGUGGUGGAGCUGGCGAUGCAGACGCAGGCGCUGCAGAAGGAGAUGAGCCAAGGGAUGGUGAGGAUCGCGCUGGAGUGCGAGAAACGGACGGACAAGAUGAAGCUCCUGGACGAGCCGGUCUGGUCCAUGUUCUGCAACGGAAAAAAAAUCGGGUACAGCAAGAAGCGCGACGCCACGGACGAGGAUCUCAGCGUCAUGGAAUCGCUCAAGGUGGUGUCGAUGGGGGCCGGAGUUUUGCCGUCCACUAAACCCGACGUCGAGGGCCCCGACGCCGAGAUCGCAUACGUGCGGGCGUGUUUCGACCGGACGGUGGGAUCUAAGGACUCGGAAACGCUGUACAUGAUGAGCCCCGACGGCGACAGCGGACCAGAAUUGAGUAUUUUCUUUGUGAGGUUAUGAUCCCACAUGCAUGCAUGCACGCACAUGGAGGAUAAUAAUCUUAAUUUAAUCAAUUAGGCCAACCCUGCUUAUUGUGAUUAGCUAAUUUAAGCUAGUUUGAUGAUUAGAUUAGAUGGGUUGUGGAAUCAACCGGAUGUAUUCUCGCCUCAACAUAUAAGAAUAUACAGUAAUGUAGAAGGAAGACAAGAGAUACUCAUAACCAUCAAACUUUUAUUAAUCAUCCUUCAUUUUAAAAUAUACCCAGAUUUCUUGUAGAGUA
Ipomoea triloba (trilobed morning glory) is the source of this 1224-nucleotide messenger RNA. RefSeq names its product protein MIZU-KUSSEI 1. Lineage: Eukaryota; Viridiplantae; Streptophyta; Magnoliopsida; Solanales; Convolvulaceae. The record is from RefSeq and is a predicted model, not a curated record. Bases 240 to 965 code for a protein of 241 amino acids. Gene Ontology annotation, biological process: hydrotropism. The transcript has a single exon.